AUGAAUUCAGGAAACACGGAAAAGAAGAGCUGGUGGUCCAGCUUCACCUCCUCUUCAGGACCCCAUGGCUUACAAAACCAAGGGUCAACCUGCUACUUGAACUGUGUGCUACAGGUGCUGUUCAUGACCAAGGAUUUCAGAGAGGCUGUGGAGAGGCUCUGCUGUGAGAAUCACAACUGUGAGAAUCUCAACCGUGUGGAGAAGUUUGAUUUUCACCUUCAACGCUUAUUCGAUGAAUUAAAGACACGCAAGGCUUACACAAAUAGAAUCACACGUGAACUGGGCAUCAACAACGUGCAUGAGCAACGUGAUGCUGCUGAGUAUUUAGAGAAGAUUCUGAGUCGGACCAGCCCUGAUGCAUCGAAGAUAUUCUGUGGACAGCUGAGACACAGAAACACCUGCCACCAAUGUCAGACACCCGUUGAUGAAGACGGGCCAUCAGCAGGCUCUAUGCCACUUGCAGAUUUGAGUUUUACUUGUCCGACUGUUUCUCAGUGA
Molecule: messenger RNA, 498 nt
Organism: Myripristis murdjan (pinecone soldierfish)
Lineage: Eukaryota; Metazoa; Chordata; Actinopteri; Holocentriformes; Holocentridae
Product: ubiquitin carboxyl-terminal hydrolase 38
Exons: 6
Coding region: 1-498 (165 amino acids)
Biological process (GO): protein deubiquitination
Cellular component (GO): nucleus; cytosol
Molecular function (GO): cysteine-type deubiquitinase activity
Source: RefSeq, a predicted model, not a curated record